AAUUUGUGUGUAGGAAGUACAGAGGCCCAAACAACCCCUAAAAUCCUGCUUAAACCCUAUAUUUCUUUCUUUGUUUCUACCCCCUUUGCAGCCGGAAACCACCGAUUUUCCUUUUUUCCGGUCAAUUUCUUGAGGUGGGUUGCUCGCUGUAAUAACAAUGGCGAAAGACAAGCAGCAAAAAUCAGCCAUCACAUCUUUUACUUCCAGAGGCGACUUCCUUGCUAUUCUUUACUCCCAAAGCUACAUCAAAGUAUGGAAUACACUUGAUGGAAGCCUAUUUGCAGAGUGGAAACCAUCUGAUGGAAAUGAUAGUUAUACAUUUUCGUCCAUGACAUGUGUUUUCACCGGGAAGAAGCGUAAACCAAAGAAAGGUACUUUUCUUGUGGCCCUUGGCACAGAUAAUGGAGAUGUCCUGGUUAUCGAUAUUGUCACCGCUGAGAUGAAGUGGAAAUCAAGUGCAUGCCUUCCAGGAGGAAUUGUCAGCCUCUCUUUUUCAAACGAAGGAAGCAAACUGUAUGCAGUUGGUACGAAGGGGAUGGUUUCUGAUAUGAACUCAAAAACCGGAGAACUUUUUAAGGUGUUGGAACUUUCUAAAGAUUUCAUCAUUUCAUCAUCUUUUUGUGACGAGAAAAUAGUAACCGCUACAACUUCUGGUGUGCGAGUUUUUGGUCUGGAAGAUGGGAAUGAAUUGGUCAAGCUCCCUGCUGAUUUGGGAUCUGUGCGGCAUAUCUCUAUCUCUGAUGAUGCCAAGGCCAUCAUUACAUCAAAUGUUGACGAAAAACACCUUCAAGUGUGGAAGUGUGGAUUGAGCACAGGAACUGUUAACCCUGGCACUAUUCUUUUCAUGAAAAGCCAUCCAUUAAAUGUUGAAUGUAAAAAAGGUUUCUCUGCAGAAGAUGGUGUAGUUGUCCUUUCAGUUUCAGUUUCAGGACCAACGUAUAUCUGGAAUUUAAACACUUCAUCCGAUAAUGAAGUAAAGCCUACUAAAAUUUCAGUCCAAAAGACUGCAAAUGAAGUAAAUGGCACUCCUGGAAAAUCAAGGAAGAAUCGUGCUUUGAUAGUUGCUGCCAGAAUUCAUGCUUUAAAUUCAGAUGGUCAGGUGACAGUCCUUGUGGCAUACGGUUCUAUUAAUUCCCCAAAAUUUAGUUUCUUGGAUAUACCUAGAACUGGAGAGGAUGUUGUUAUAACUGCUGGGGAGGACACAGUAGAAUUGACAACUAUUGGUGAACAAAAUGGGACUCCUGAAGAUAGAGGUGUAGAUGAAAUAGAAGCUGCAGAUGGACUUGUUCAAAAAGCAAAAUCUAGUAAAAAAAGAGCCAAAAGGGAACCAGAAACUGCUGAUAUGGAAGCUUUAUUAGACCGUGGUCAUGGGGAGCCUAUGGAUGGAGUUGAAGUUGAAUAUGAUUUAAGUGAGCCAACCAUGGGUGAGAAACUUGUAGAUUUGAAUUUAUCAGACGGCAAUAAAGUUGAGAAUCGUGAGCAGCAACAGUCUCCUCAGACGAAGCUUCCCAGUGCAGACUCGGUUCAUCUGUUGCUUAAGCAAGCACUGCAUGCUGAUGAUCGAGCUCUACUGUUAGAUUGCUUGCAUAGGAAAGAUGAAAAGGUUGUUGCAAAUUCAGUUUCGUUGUUAAAUACAUCUGAUGUUUUGAAGCUUCUGCAGUCUCUUAUAUCUAUUGUCCAGUCACGGGGGGCGGUACUAGCAUGUGCACUUCCAUGGCUUAGAAGUUUAAUCCUUCAACAUUCAAGUGGUAUAAUGUCACAUGAAUCUUCGUUGGCUGCUUUAAACUCGUUAUAUCAGCUUAUAGAAUCUCGGGUUUCAAAUUACAAUCCAGUGGUACAAUUAUCAAGCAGCUUGGACUUGCUUUCUGCUGGGACUAUUGAUGAUGAUGCAGAUGAUGAUGAUGUAAUACCACCAACCAUUUACGAGGACAAGGAUGAAAGUGAUGAAGAGGAAUAUGAAGAUGCUAUGGAGACUGACGAAGAGGAUAAAAUAGAAGCAAAGACUUUCAGUGAUUUCAGCGAUAGUGAUUAAAUGGAUUGAGUAAGUUUAGAAGCUGCAUUUUGUGGAUGACCAGUGGAAGGAAAUGUUGCUUAUGGAACGGCCAUUCAUUUAAAUUAGGACCGUCUAUCUGGGAAGGAUACCAAUUUAAGAGCCCGUGAACUGGCAGACAUUUAUCAAGCAGUGCUCCAGCCAAAUUGCCGUUGCAUCAUUUAUAUAUGUCAAUGCAUGGCCCAUGGUUUAUUUAAGUUCUCAGAAACUGAAAUAUUGAUGAAUAAUUGUACUAUUAAUGUAGGCAUUGUGUUUUUUGAGAUGACUGUUUAUGGUCUAGUUAUUCUUUGUUAAUCAAUUUCCCAUUUUUGAAAGAUUUAAUAUCAGCUGUUACUUUUUUGUCUG
This is a messenger RNA of Daucus carota subsp. sativus, 2395 nucleotides long. RefSeq lists its product as uncharacterized. Gene Ontology annotation, molecular function: protein binding. Bases 158 to 2032 code for a protein of 624 amino acids. The transcript is spliced from 12 exons. Lineage: Eukaryota; Viridiplantae; Streptophyta; Magnoliopsida; Apiales; Apiaceae. The record is from RefSeq and is a predicted model, not a curated record.